This is a messenger RNA of Drosophila gunungcola (fruit fly), 2473 nucleotides long. RefSeq names its product tRNA (cytosine(34)-C(5))-methyltransferase (gene Nsun2). Gene Ontology annotation, biological process: tRNA methylation. The transcript has 3 exons. NCBI's taxonomy places the organism in Eukaryota, Metazoa, Arthropoda, Insecta, Diptera, Drosophilidae. Gene Ontology annotation, molecular function: tRNA binding; tRNA (cytidine-N5)-methyltransferase activity. The record is from RefSeq and is a predicted model, not a curated record. Gene Ontology annotation, cellular component: nucleus; cytoplasm. Bases 133 to 2352 code for a protein of 739 amino acids.
GCUCGACCGCCAGUGUUGCCAGAAAGCCGGCGAACACGUUUUAUUUAUUCGUUUCGUUUGGAAAAUAAAUAAACGUUGCUUGCCUUUUUUAUUUAACUUGUCUUGUGUAUUAAAUAGAUAGCAGCCAAAUAAAUGGGUCGAAACAAGAAGCAAAAUCCCUUUGCGGCCCGCAAGCGUCAAAAGCGCGAAAAUGGUCCCGAGCGCCCCGAUCGCAGAGCCCUGCCCUAUGAGGAAAUAAAGAGGGACAACGCCUUCUUCAUCAAGUACUACCACCUGCAGAAGAUCUGCGCCAGCGAGGAGGAGUGGACGCAGUUCCUCGACUCCAUCAGGGACAACCUGCCCACUACGUUCCGGGUGACGGGAUUCAAGGACGAGGCCAAGGCCCUGCUGGCGAUCAUCGAGUCGCAGCUCUUCACCGAGUAUGUGCGGGCGGUGGCCGAGCUGCACCAGAAGGCGCCCGAGGAUGUGGAGCGCCCGCUGUGCCUGCCCUGGUACCCGAACGGGCUGGCCUACCAGUUGCACCUCACCCGCAAGGACAUCCGCCGCUCGGAGCCGCUUUACCGGCUGCACAACUUCCUCAUCGUGGAGACGACGGCGGGCGGCAUCAGCCGGCAGGAGGCCGUCUCCAUGAUUCCCCCCAUUGUCCUGGACGUCCGGCCCACCGACAAGGUGCUGGACAUGUGCGCCGCCCCCGGCUCCAAGACGGCCCAACUGAUCGAGGCCCUGCAUGCGGCCCCCGAGGAGCACAAGAUCCCGCCCGGCUUUGUGCUGGCCAACGAUGUGGACAACAACCGCUGCUACAUGCUCGUCCACCAGGCCAAGCGCCUCAACUCGCCGUGUCUGCUGGUGACCAACCACGACAGCAGCGCCUUCCCCAAUCUGCUGAUCAGCCAGCCGGAUGGCUCGCAGGGCAUCCUCAAGUUCGACAAGAUCCUGUGCGAUGUGCCCUGCUCGGGCGACGGCACGCUGCGCAAGAACCCGGACAUCUGGCUGAAGUGGAACCUGGCCCAGGCCUACAAUCUGCACGGCAUUCAGUACCGGAUCGUGCGACGUGGCGCCGAAAUGCUGGAGGUGGGCGGUCGCCUGGUCUACUCCACCUGCUCGCUGAAUCCCAUCGAGAACGAGGCGGUGCUGCAGCGCAUCCUCAAGGAGGCGGACGGAGCCCUGGAGCUGGUCGAUGCGGGCCACCUGGUGCCGGGCCUCAAGUACAAGCCGGGCAUGACCGACUGGAAGCUGGCCACCAAGGAGGUCGAUCAGAUCUUCACCAGCUUCGAUGAGGUGCCCGAGAGCCUGCACACCAUCAUACGACCGGGCAUGUUCCCGCUUCCCGCCGCCGAGAUGGCCAGCAUCGGGCUGGAGAAGUGCAUCAGGGUGCUGCCGCAUCUGCAGGACAGCGGCGGCUUCUUUGUGGCCGUCCUGGAGAAGCGUCGUCAGCUGGCCUUCGAGAAGAACGACGUGGCCGCCCUGGUGGAGCAGAAUGAGAUGGCCAAGCAGCCCGUCAGCCCACCGACUGAGCCGGAGCUGGAUGGGCGGGGCCAGCCCGUGGGGGAGAAGGCCGUGCCGUGGGGACCGCAGCGGAAAAAGCGACGGCUGCACGGCUACAAGGAGGAUCCGUAUGUGUUCUUCGGCGAGAACGAUGCCGACUACGCGGCCAUCAAGGAGUUCUACCAGCUGGACGAAUCGCUCAGCCAGCGCUGUCUGCUCACCCGCUGCAUUACCGAGAAAAAGAAGAACAUCUACUACUGCUCGGAGCGCAUCCGCGACCUGGUGGUCAACAACGAGCACAACAUCAAGAUCAUCAACACGGGCGUGAAGACAUUCGUGCGCUGCGAGAACCGCCACACGGUGCAUCCGUUCCGCUUGGCCCAGGAGGGGCUGCAGACCUCGAACGCCUUCAUGGGCGCCAACAGACGCAUCCAGGUGGAGCGGGAGGAUCUGGUGAUGAUGCUCAACUGCACCGAUCCCACGCAGCCCCCGUCGACGCACGAGCUGAAGAAGGAGACCCAGGAGCGCUGCAAGGAGUUGGGAGUGGGCAGCUGCAUCCUCAAGUACGUGGACGAGCGGUUCACCCUGUACACGGUGGGCUGGCGCGGCACCUCCAGCCUGCGCGCCUAUGUCCACAAGGACGAGACCAUCCACAUCCUGAGGCUGCUGGGCGCCGAUCUCAGCAAGUUCGAGACCAACAAGUACGAGGAGGCGAGAGUCGCCGCCGCUGCUGCCGCACAGGCGGCCACAGAAUCUGGCAAGGAUGUGGUCGUGGAUGCGGAGGCGGGACCUGAAUCUGAAUCCUCAGGCGAGGGAGCCGCUCCGACCACGCCAAUGGACACCGAAGAGGAGGCCACCAAGAGUUAGUACCCGAGGAUAGAACGCAAGGAUAAACUAGCAUUUAAGCGGACCAAUUCCACCUUGCGAGUGGCUUGUACAAUUAUAACGAAUCAAAAGUAUAUAUUCCCCUCUAUGUGGACAAAGUUAA